Messenger RNA from Brassica rapa (field mustard), 1572 nucleotides. Its product is annotated as leucine-rich repeat protein FLOR 1-like. NCBI's taxonomy places the organism in Eukaryota, Viridiplantae, Streptophyta, Magnoliopsida, Brassicales, Brassicaceae. Gene Ontology annotation, molecular function: protein binding. The record is from RefSeq and is a predicted model, not a curated record.
GAUUCAAAAAUAAGAGAAACUUCACAGGCAAGUUAAGAGCCAAUGAGAAUGAAGCUUCUUAACCCCGCUCUCUUUUUCUUCUUCAUGUUCUUCCCAUGUUCUAGAAGUUGUAACUCAAAUGACAAAACUACUCUCCUCAAGAUCAAGAAGUCCUUAAACAACCCUCAAAUCCUCAACUCUUGGGACCCCAAAACCGACUGCUGCACCAACUGGACCGGCGUUGUGUGCACUCACCGCCGCAUCACCGGCCUCACUAUAUCUGCAGGAGACGUCGUUGGUCAGAUAGCUGAGGAGAUAGGAGACCUUACUGACCUCGUUAUCCUAGACUUGAGCAGUCUCUCUCGACUCAGAGGCACCAUUCCACGCUCUAUCACCAAGCUCAAGAAUCUAGUCUACCUUCGGUUUAGGAUAACCGAACUCUCUGGUCCAGUCCCUGAUUACAUCAGCCAGCUUCAGAACGUUACUUUCUUGGACCUCUCCUUUAACCGGUUCAACGGUUCAAUACCUGGUUCGAUUUCUCAGAUGCAUAGACUUGAGACCAUACAGCUCAGUCAUAACAAGUUAACCGGUUCUAUACCGGAAUCUUUCGGUUCCUUUGCUGGAAAGAUCCCAAAACUCUACUUAGGUAAUAAUCACCUCUCAGGAGAAAUACCAAAGUCAUUAUCCAAAACCAACUUCAACACCGUGAGUUUGUCAGGAAACAACUUCAGUGGAGAUGCUUCAAUGUUCUUUGGACAUAACAAAACAACCGUAAGGUUAGACUUGUCUCGGAACAACUUCCACUUUGAUCUCUCAAAGGUCAAACUGGCCAAGAGCUUGGUGUCAUUGGACCUUAGCCAUAACAGAGUUUUCGGAGGGCUUCCUUUGGAGCUGACCAAGCUCCAACUUAACCAAUUUAACAUAAGUUUCAACCGUCUAUGUGGGUCCAUACCACAGGGAGGUCUGAUACAGAACUUCGGGGUCUAUGAGUUCUCCAACAACCUCUGUCUAUGUGGGGCGCCUCUCAAGCGUUGCUAGCCAAUCGAUCAAACACAUUUUGAAAAUGUACCAAGAAUAUUUUGUUUGUAAAUUCGUUUGAAUAUUCUCUGUUUCACAAUAAAAAAAAAAAGAAUAUUCUUUUAUAUUUUUUUAGUUUGCAAAUUAGUUUGAAUAUUCUCUUACAUUUUUUAGUUUGCAAUUUAGUUUGAAUACUCUCUUAUAUUUUUUUAGUUUACAAAUUAGUGUGAAUAUUCUCUUAUAUUUUUUAGUUUGAAUUCUUUUGGAUUUUCCUUGGACCUUGAUGCUAAACCCUGAGAACAAGCUCAUGUGGAACCCUUGGCUAAUUAUAGUAACAAUUUUAAUUUGAUCCAAAAUUGCUAUUGAGCUUGUGGAAACAUUACAUAGCAAAUCAUUACAGAGAGAUUUUGAAGUUACUGGUCCACAAAAUUGUCAUUCAUCAAAUGUAAGAAACCACAUCUUGAUAAACUUUCUUCUUCUAUAUACUCACAAAGAAGCAGUUCUCUUCAACUCCUCAAAAUACUUAGCACCAUCAGGGUGACGGUUCACAAACCUCGUCACAAACGACUUAUCAGA